UAUGGUGACAGCAGAGCAGGUCACGGCAGUGGUCCAAGUCCAACGACCGGACCGGACGGACCCCGGCGGCCGGCACCCAGCGGCAGCGGAAGGGGAAUCAUCGUCCACUCGCAACUCCUUCCUGGCCCCUCCCACUCACCGCUGGACACUUCCAUCAAUCUCUUUCCCCCUUCCCUUGGAUUCGUUUCAGCUACUGAAACUGAACGCGGGCAGUGGCAGGCAGGAUCAGCCGAGCCGAGUUCCAUUUCCGCCACCGUCCCUUCCCCCUCUGCCCCUCGUUCCUCGUCUUCUCUAUUUGCUUGGCUUGGCUUGCUUUUGGUUCAACUUCCACACCAUUCAUUCAUUUCUUGGAUUUCUUUGGUGGCGUCCGCAAGUCAAGUCCCUUCCCCCUUCCGCCCCUCGUCAAAGCAAGCAAGCAAAAGUGGUGCGGUGCCAUCAGAGUAAGCAAGCUCCCCAUUUUCCCUAUUCCUAUACUACUACUAGUAGCUGCAGCAGCAUCCACCGGAUGGCCAUGUCCAGCGACACCGCCGCCACGACGGGGACAUGCACCAAGCCCAACCCCAACCACCGCCUCCCACUCUCAAUAGCCUGAUUGAUUCAUGGCCUCCGCCCCCACCACCGCCUCUUCUCCGCUACCGGCGUCCUCGCGGCCCACUGCCACACCGCCCGACACCGCUGCCACGCCCCCGCCCCUCACCUCUCCCGCACCCGCCGCUCCUCCACCCUCCUCCCACUCCCACUCCCACUCCCAGCCGUCGCCUGGGCCUCCUCAACACACAGCCUCGCCGCCGCCGCGGGCGGCUGCUGCUCCUCCAAGGCCGCCGCUGCUCUCGCCCCCUCCAACGUCCCCGACGCCGUCUGCCGCUCCGACGCCCUCGCCAUCUCCGCCAGCGUCCCCGGCCCCUGCACCACCUCCUUUUAGCGCUCCUCCGCCGUCAGCACGACCACUGCCUACGCCUGCCAUCGCAGUCGACCCGGCCAGGGGCAAGAACCCAAGUUGGAACAAGUCGUCCAGCCCGGGUGCGCCGUCCAGGAGCCCAUCCGCCCCCUUUGGCGGCCUUGGUAAUGGUGUUGUAGCCAUCGCCGCUGCGGUGGUCGCCCUGCUCCUUCUUAGCCUCCUAGUCACAGCAGUUUGGUUCAACCGCAAGCGCAAGAGGAAGCAGAUGAGUGGUUACAGAGCUGGUCUCAUGUCGCCUUUUUCUUCGCAGCAACCUUCGGGUGAAUCUGCAAAUGUAGGAUGGUCAGCUGAUCCUUCUGUCCACACCAACUAUAGCGCCGGGAGCCCCAGGCUGAAACAAUGCUUGUCUGAUAUCAGCAUGGGCAACUCCAGGUUCUUCUCAUAUGAUGAGCUGUAUCAGAUCACUGAUGGUUUCUCAGCUCAGAGGCUGCUAGGGGAAGGAGGCUUUGGGUCGGUGUACAAGGGCCGCCUGCCAGAUUAUAAAGAUGUCGCCGUUAAACGACUAAAGGAUGGCGGCGGACAAGGGGAGCGCGAGUUCCAGGCCGAAGUGGAGAUAAUUAGUCGCGUGCACCACCGCCAUUUGGUUUCUCUUGUGGGAUACUGCAUUUCCAAUGACCAAAGGUUACUUGUAUACGACUUUGUUUCUAAUAACACGCUGCAUUAUCAUCUUCACGGACACGGAAUGCCUGUGUUAGAAUGGUCCGCACGGGUUAAAAUUGCUGCAGGUGCUGCUCGUGGAAUUGCUUACCUACACGAAGAUUGCCAUCCGAGGAUAAUUCAUCGAGACAUCAAGUCCUCAAACAUUUUGUUGGAUAACAAUUUCGAAGCAAAGGUUGCUGACUUUGGUCUUGCGAGGCUGGCUUUGGAUGCUGUAACCCAUGUGACAACCCGUGUUAUGGGAACAUUUGGGUACAUGGCUCCAGAGUAUGCAUCGAGUGGCAAACUGACUGAGAGAUCAGAUGUGUUCUCUUUUGGUGUAGUUUUGUUAGAGCUUAUUACUGGCCGGAAACCUGUUGAUGCAUCAAGACCAAUGGGUGACGAGAGCCUCGUCGAGUGGGCUCGGCCAUUGCUCUCUCGAGCCCUGGACACAGGCGAUUUGGAAGGGUUGGUUGACCCCAGGCUCGAGAUGAAGUUGGACGAGGUGGAGAUGUUCCGCAUGGUCGAGGCCGCUGCAGCCUGCAUCCGGCACUCGGCGUCAAGGAGGCCCAGGAUGAGCCAGGUUGUGCGGGUUCUCGAGAGCUCAGCGGACAUCGACCUGACCAAUGGUGUUCAGCCUGGGCAAAGCCAGCUCUUCAACGUGGCCAACGCGGCGGAGAUACGGAUGUUCCGCCGGAUGGUAGCCGGCGCGCAAGACGACGACAGCUCUGACUUGACACAGUACGAUUGGAGCAGGGGUAGCGACGCUGCCCCGGGCUCCAGGAUCUUGUAACGAUGACCACAUUGUGGUUUCUGAAUUCUGACUCUGCCUGCAGUACUUGUUCUGUAGGGAGAGGGAUGGAAUUCAGUUCAAAGUUUGUUCCCUGACCGGCCGGGUCUUAUUCUUUAGGAAAAAACAAAGUGAUGUGUUGUGUUGUGUGUAGAGAAGAUUGCACUCCUAGGUUUGGUGUGAAGGAAGAGGUUUGCAGUUCAUUCAGAUUUUUAGGCAGUCAAGGACAAGGACGUGGAAAUUGAAGCAAUUGUUGUUACUUGAAUGAAACACGUGACAUGCAAGGUUCACCA
Molecule: messenger RNA, 2677 nt
Organism: Zea mays
Lineage: Eukaryota; Viridiplantae; Streptophyta; Magnoliopsida; Poales; Poaceae
Product: proline-rich receptor-like protein kinase PERK8
Exons: 8
Coding region: 600-2387 (595 amino acids)
Biological process (GO): protein phosphorylation
Molecular function (GO): ATP binding; protein kinase activity
Source: RefSeq, a predicted model, not a curated record